CUGUGCUGUAGAAAUGUUAUGACGUCGUAAAUGUGAGACGCAAGUCAAAGCGUUACGAAAUAUUUCUGCGACUUGAAGUUCUCACAUGUCCUGCUUUCUGAAGCAGCUAACAGCAAAUUGAUCUGAGAAACCUCCACAUUAGGAAGCCACAGCUCCACAAGUAGGAUGAAACUGGAACUGUCCCGAGUGGUACAGGGAUGUCGCCUGGGGAUUUUGACUGGACUGGGAAAAUCAGGGCAGCACUCACUAGAGUUGCCCGGCUGUCUCCUGUACACUCGCUGUGCAACUGUUCCCCAUCUGACCCAGGACACAUUACACACUUUAAGCGACCUGCCAUCAGUCACACAAGUGUCUGUGGAUAGCCUUGCAGAGCAUCAAGAGGUUCUGGAGGAAUUCAAAGAGGGUGUCAGAAAGUUUGCAGGUCUUCAUGAUACUGUGCUUUUCUGCUCUCUGCAUGAUUCUGCAAACACUAGCCCUACUGGUCACGUCACCAACAAGACAGUGUCGGUGUGGGGCAGCGGUGGAAGGAUAGAGCUGACAGCGGCUCGGUUCAUGGCGAUUCAGGCAGCUAUCCAGCCGGACUGCUAUCAGAGCAUGGCGGACGGAGAGACCUGGCAGGCCAAUACCUCUCGCAAGAGAGUCCGUAAAGCAGUGGACAGGACUCUGGCCCAUCUGGAUGAAUGUCUGGUGUUGCACCAGAAAACACAGGAAUUAAAACAUGCAGAGAUAUUUGGUGUUGUGGAGGGUGGAGACAUUAUGGAGGAGAGGCUCCGGUCGGCACGAGAGACUGCCAAGCGUCCUGUGGGCGGAUUUGUCCUGGAUGGAUUCCAUUCUGCUGCCAUGGACCAGGAUGUGAGGGCUCAGCUGAUUAGAGCGACAACUGCAGAACUUCCCCAAGAAAAACCCAGGUUGGUGUUGGGUAUUGGCCGUCCUGAUGAGGUCAUCAGCUGUGCUGAAGCAGGAGUCGACCUGUUUGAGAGCGUCUUCCCCUUCCAGGUGACGGAGCGGGGCUGUGCGCUCUCCUUCGACUACACCAUUGAUCCUGACCCUGAGACGGCAGGUACAUCAGCCCCUACAGUGCUGGAACUCAAUGGAGAGAUGCCUGCUGUCAAGAAGCUGAAUGCGAAUGGAGAUGAAAAUAUGACGCCUUUUGAAAUGAACCUCAAAGAUAAAAGGUAUCAAGAUGAUUUCCGCCCACUUGUGGAGGGCUGCGGCUGCUACUGCUGUAAAAAGCACAUGAGAGCAUAUGUUCAUCAUUUAUUGGUGACCAACGAGCUGCUUGGUGGUGUUUUACUCAUGCUGCACAACAUGGCACAUUACCUAGGCUUUUUCAAAGCGCUGCGGGAGGCAAUAGCCAGUGACCGUCUGCAGGACUUUAAAAAUAGAGUGCUUCGUUGCAGAGAAGGUGAUUGAAAUGAUUGAAGGACGUUGGGCGAAAAGAAAAGAAAAAAGAAUGAACAAAAGCAAACUUACAUCAGAGCAUACUUAGGGCUUUGAUGUGGUUUCAUGAAUAAAAAGCUGAUUCUGAUGCACAUGCUCUUGCCAUGCAAAAUAUCAGAUAAAAAGUGUUAAUGUGAGUGACACAGCAAACCUUUUAAAUUCCCAUGGCUCAUUUCAGAGUUCACUCAGUUGGAUUUAACAUUUGCCGUCAGCUGCAUCAAAUGAACAAUUUCUCUCAGAAGGGGCAUUAAUAAUGGAAAAAAUACCUUUUUAAAAGAGCAGCUCUCGCUCAAAUUCUCACUUUUUCAGACCCUGAAAAAUUACCAACUGCUGUUUUCCUUAGCACAUAUUUUUGACUGGUUAUACAUGUAUUUUGAAAAAUGCUGCAUUUCUUUCUUUCUUACAAUGAUGGUAUUGUAUAAUAUUUAUUAUUGUGCAUUAUUAUUAUUGUAUAUAAUUGUUGUUUAGAUUAACAUUUUGGCCUUGUGUUAAGUUUUAAACUUCUGCAAAUCUAGCUUACUGACUUGUUUUUCCCGAUCUUUACAUUCCUCUUCAUUAAGUAUUUUUAACUUUACAAUAAAUGCACCGCAGAGUGCCAGUAAACCUUUUA
Messenger RNA from Megalobrama amblycephala (Wuchang bream), 2050 nucleotides. RefSeq names its product queuine tRNA-ribosyltransferase accessory subunit 2 (gene qtrt2). The transcript is spliced from 9 exons. The record is from RefSeq and is a predicted model, not a curated record. The coding region runs from base 166 to 1413 and encodes 415 amino acids. NCBI's taxonomy places the organism in Eukaryota, Metazoa, Chordata, Actinopteri, Cypriniformes, Xenocyprididae. Gene Ontology annotation, molecular function: tRNA-guanosine(34) queuine transglycosylase activity.